AUGUCGACACAAAAUCUCAGACUUCCAUUGGUAACAGAAGAUGAUUUGCAUCAUUUUCACCAAAAGCACUUUUCCGGCUCAAGCUCUGGAUCCUCCAACAGGAGCCAUGAUGCUGGCGCAAGUUUCGAGGAGAACACUACGGACGAUGAUGAUCUUGGGUAUUACCAUGAUGGCGUCAAACGCACGCUCACGGACGAUCAGAUCGCCAUGUUCAGGCACAGUGAGAUACAGACUCUGCUACGAGAACGAAGAAGAAGGCGAGAGAAUACGGAAAGCGAAUCCAAUCACGAUACACCGAGUGGAUCAACCAAAACUGUAGGUUGUCUCGAUGUAAACACUGUCGGCGAUGGUGACAGGCAGCGAUCCGCGAGCACCUCCGAGUCUCAGGGCUUGGGAAAGAGAAAAUGGCAAAGGUUCAUUGAGAGCUCUGAGACGAAUCCAGAGCACUUGACUCAUCGCAGAAUUGCCCGCGAGUUGGACGAACAGAAGGCAAGUUCAAUCGACCUAAUGUACGGCGAUGAAGAGUCUACGAAUGCGGCCGCUCCAAGGUAUUCCAAGACGAAUCCUAGCACUCAGGACCAUGGAAAGCAAGCUCAACGCGAUAACAUAGAUGAGCCCAGUUCUGUACAGACACCUUUAGAAGAACCUCGGAAGUCCAAGUUCCUUUGGCCAACACUGGAAGCAGAGGCCAAGGCGCGUGGGUAA
Molecule: messenger RNA, 705 nt
Organism: Aureobasidium subglaciale EXF-2481
Lineage: Eukaryota; Fungi; Ascomycota; Dothideomycetes; Dothideales; Saccotheciaceae
Exons: 2
Coding region: 1-705 (234 amino acids)
Source: RefSeq, a predicted model, not a curated record